GGAGGUGAAGGCGGAGGGAGGGCGACGUCGGGGCUUCAGCGGGAUGUGGUCCGGGGCGUGCUGUGGCGUGCUGGGGCGUGGUGGGGCGGGGCAUGUGGUUCCCUUGCCAAGAUUCACCUGGGCCUAGCGGAGGGAAGGAAGGGGAGGGCAACACCUGGCAGAUAACGUCACAGCGGAAAAUCCCCUCAGUUUCCUUUCCCCCUGCCGCUCCUUCUUCCCUGUCAGUGCAAGGGGGAGUUAGUCGAGUGCUUCUUCUUCUUCUUCCCCUCAUCCUUCUCUUCAUCCUCCUCCUCUUCUUUCGUGCAAGACCUUAAGAUCUCGCCUCCCCUCACACGCAGUGCCCCUCGACCAUACCUCAACGUAUGUACCCAACAGCAAGUCUUUCAGAUGAGCCAAGACGCUGAGACACCGGCAUUCCACUCACGCCAGACGGGUGGAGAAUAAAAUCCUCAACAGCCCCCAUGCAAAGUGGAUGACUCAGCCAUCCGGAUGAUCGACAAAGACUGAGUGACCCUGAAUCUGGGAGGAAAUGGCUCUGGCGGAACUGGGAAAGACUGCCGGGUCACAGUCGCUGGUGGGCGUGUGCGGAGGUGGGCUCACUAUUAACAGUAUUUCCACAUCACCACUGCAUCGUUUUCCUGUGGUCUUGCAUGGCGCCGAGCUGGAGUGACGCUGAGCUUUACGAGUGGUGCGAGAAGGACAGUGACUUAGAUGUGCGAAUGGCAGGGCAGUGACUUGAGCCUUUAAGUCAUGAGUCCUUAUCUGCAUGAGAGAAUUAAGUGAGGAGGAAGGACAGGAGCGAUGAUAUACUGGUCGAGGGAAGGCGGCGGAAUGUGGACUCGUACAUCUCAUCGAAAUGAUAAAGGUGAUGAUGGUGAUGAAGGUGAUGGUGCGAUAUAAGUAAAGAGCAAGAUUCUGUCACUUGAGGAUGUUGCAAGUGUGAAGCCUAAGAAGGAUACGGAGCGGCACAAAAAGAGGAGAGGCAGACGGGAGCUUGCCUCAACCCAACAUUCUCAAGAAGUUUGUGUUAAGGUGAGUGUGGGUGCAGCAACUGGGGCUGAGGGGAGGGAGCGGAGGAGCAGAGGGGGCCCAGAAGCUCAAAAUAGGUGUGGGUGAGGCAGCACGUGGCACGGGGCACCCGUGCCAACCACCGGCCGCCGCUACCUCCAGUGCCGCCACCACCGCGCGAGGAACAAGUGGCUCCUACUCGCACGUGAGGCACUUUGGGUGUAGUGCAUCGGUGUGCUGUGCUAUAUGUGCCAAGACGCUGAAGAACACCCCUUCACCAUCUCGUGUCCGCGGCAGGCAUGGGCGAGGCCGGCGUAGUGUACACCAGCGUGGAGGGUCCUGCGGCACCUUCGUCUCCGCCCCGUGGCGAGACGCCCUGGCCUCCCUCCCCUGCGGGCCCCCACGACUCCCUCACACUCCUCGCCGACAUCGCUCUUGUGUGUGCGGACAAGCCAUGGCUCGCCGCCCUGCGCCCGGAGGACCUCCCCAACCACUACACCACGCCACCACCGCCGCCGCAUCUGCCGCCUCCCGCCACGCCGCUCCCGCCGAGUAGGGAGAGCCCCACGCCGGUGCUGGAGCUUGACGCCAACACCACCAUCAUCACCGCUGCGCACGACCACGACCUGCCCCUCAACUUGAGCACCACCCCGCCCCGCACCCCGGAGAACUCCCCUGCUGCCCCCACGCCGCCCGCCACGCCCUCGCCUCCUUCGGUGCGGGAUGCCCACGUCUGCCCAGAGUGCGGCAGAACGUACUCCACCUCAUCUAAUCUCGCCAGACACAGGCAGACGCAUCGCUCCCCGGACGAUAAGAGGGCGGCGCGAAAGUGUCCUUACUGCGACAAGGUGUACGUGAGCACGCCCGCCUUCAGCCAGCACAUGCGGACCCACAACCAAGGCUGCAAGUGUCCGACGUGUGGCAAAUGCUUCUCGCGCCCUUGGCUGUUACAGGGGCACAUCAGGACUCAUACAGGAGAGAAGCCGUUCCGGUGCAGCAUGUGUGGCAAGGCUUUCGCUGACAAGUCAAACCUUCGGGCACACGUGCAGACACACUCCAGCUUCAAGCCUUACGCGUGCACCCGCUGCGGCAAGUCCUUCGCCUUGAAGUCGUACUUAUACAAACACGAAGAGUCGUCGUCUUGCAUGAAGCUGCACCGCGCCCUGAGCCGCGGGAGCACGACGCGAUCCGCGCCACCUGAUGAGGAGGCCGUGGGGCACCAGCAAGCGUCCUCACCGAAGACACACGGAGACCUGGGUGGUAGGACUUCUCGGUCACUGCACACCGUCACCAUCCUGCGUUCCACGCCGCACACCUCGUCCUUGCGUCCCCACUGAGGCUGCCACCAGCAUUUGCUUCACUCAUGAAAGCGCGCUUUUGACUCCUCAUUGGCACGAGGGUGUCCCAGCAGUCAGCUGCCUUGCGAGGGGGAGAUAUUUCAAUAUUUUCUUGAGUACUUUGGGAAGGCUCCCUCCCGCCGGCUGCCAGACGGAACCCCUCAAGCAGGUGUAGUAGUAAUGGUCCUUGUGGGGUCUGCCGCAUCAACCAAUUUGUAUAAACAUAACCCGUAGCAGCUGCUUUUAAACUGACUGAGCUGUAGAGGACGACUGUCACAACAGUCUUGUAGAUAGUGUACGUAGUAGUCAGAAUGGGUCCAGUAGAGGUAAGGGGUGUGGGUAGGGAGGGGGGUGGGCGUGGGCCGGGAUGUGCAUUACCAGUGUAAACAAAGUUGGAUGGGAUAUCUAGUCAUUAGUGUGCUAAGGGCUCCUCCCUCGAGCUGUAGCCUCUGGUCCUGUCAGGGUCGUGACCUGCUUCUCGAUCAAAACAAUUCCGUCUCACUAAACCUGUCACUUUUGGCUCAGGUCUCUUGAAUCAGGUCACAAUUCCCUCGCAGUUUCGGCCACUAACUAUGUACAUAACAAGUGCCGCCAGACUGCUCGCUGCAGCAGGUCACGGGCGGGCCAGACCAGGUCAUGGCACACCUCAGGUCAGGACGUGGUCUGCUUGCAUAUCAGGUAUAGUUGCCAAUAUUCCUAAUCUGUAUAGCAGUAACCUGUGGGACCACGGAUUUUAUGGCUUUUCUACCCUUUAUACUACUUUUUAUAUCAUAUAUAUAUUAGCAUUACGUGAUAACUAUAUUGUAUUAUAAUGCGUGAGUGUGUCUGGCGCUGCGCCUCAUGCCACUCUGCCGCGCCCCGCCCUGCGCCUAGGAGCCGGCACUGGGCACGGGUGGCAUGGCGACAGCGAUGGGACGGCAUCACCAGUAGUAGUCCGGCAGAAGCAACGGGACUGACUGAUGUGACGAUCUGGUGCUCGUAAUGUUAACAAAGCGUUACCAUUACUGUAGUCUUGCUUGUUCCACGAUGCUCUAUUAGCGUUGAAUUAUCCAAUGGUCGUUAGUCAGCUGAGGGUAGUUGUGACUCAAAGCUUCACACAUUCUCUAAAACUCUUCGGUGGACCACAGAGGAGACUGAGACUUUUGGUCCGUGAUGUUGAAUAUGUAUCGUUCUCAGUUUCUGAAGCACCUCGCAAGCAUCUCUCUCUCUCUCUCUCUUUCUCUCUUUCUGUAGAUAAUAAGGAUGUGGUCUAUCAUAUCAAUUUACUCCACUAUAUUCGCUGUGUUUUCUAGAGAAAAUAUUUACAAAUCUAUUAGUUCUCUUUGCUAAUGCCAUUCGCUUCAUUACUGCCGCGUCACUUCACGAGCAGUCCCCCCCACCAGCAUCACUACUUUCCCACAGCGCCGCGCCCUGCACACUCACACACAGUAGGUAGUCUUUGAGAUGGGACUCAAUCUAAGUUCCUCUCCCCUUUGGUAAGAAGCUUUAAAUAUCUAUUAUAUCAUAUGGUUUUCUAACUCCUAAGGUAUUUUAUAUUUAUGUGUGAGUGUGAGUGAACAACAUUUACAAUAAUAAAUACAGACC
Scylla paramamosain (green mud crab) is the source of this 3929-nucleotide messenger RNA. Its product is annotated as zinc finger protein SNAI2-like. The coding region runs from base 1308 to 2345 and encodes 345 amino acids. Gene Ontology annotation, molecular function: RNA polymerase II cis-regulatory region sequence-specific DNA binding; DNA-binding transcription factor activity, RNA polymerase II-specific. NCBI's taxonomy places the organism in Eukaryota, Metazoa, Arthropoda, Malacostraca, Decapoda, Portunidae. Gene Ontology annotation, biological process: regulation of DNA-templated transcription. The record is from RefSeq and is a predicted model, not a curated record. The transcript is spliced from 3 exons.